Molecule: messenger RNA, 357 nt
Organism: Rangifer tarandus platyrhynchus (Svalbard reindeer)
Lineage: Eukaryota; Metazoa; Chordata; Mammalia; Artiodactyla; Cervidae
Source: the annotation of a GenBank genome assembly
AUGACCCUCGAGCUCUCGGCCCGCUCCAGGCCACAGAGACCCGGACGUGAGCCCUCUGCCAGCCGGCACCUCCCGCGGCAGUCAGGGCGCGCAAGGGCUCCUGCAGCCUUGCGAGUCCAGACGCGGGAGGCUCCAGCCGCCGCCGCCGCCGCCGCCGCCGCGGGAGCCGAGCCCAGCGUUCCGGGUUCUCCGGCCCCGCUCCCAAGCCCGGCCCGGCCCCACGCAGCCUCCAGCACCCUGGGUCCCCGGCGCCGCAUCCCUGACGCCCUAGCCCGCAUCUUACCUCCGGCCGCGCGGCUUUGGCCCCGGCCCGACGCGCAGAGAGUCUGGGGUCGCGAGUGGGCGCAGAAGGGCUGA